Leptosomus discolor (cuckoo roller) is the source of this 300-nucleotide messenger RNA. The record is from RefSeq and is a predicted model, not a curated record. NCBI's taxonomy places the organism in Eukaryota, Metazoa, Chordata, Aves, Leptosomiformes, Leptosomidae.
UGGCUGGCCGGCUUCAGCGCCUUCCUGCUGCCCUGGGCUCCCGCCUGGCUCCGGGCCCUCUACAAACCCGUCCACAUCUUCUUCGGCUCCACCAUCCUCCUGCUCUCCGUGGCUUCCUGCGUGUCGGGCAUCAACGAGAAGCUUUUCUUCAGCCUGAAGAACGGGACGAUGGAGUACAAGCGCCUGCCCGCCGAGGCUGUCUUUGCCAACACGCUGGGGCUCCUCAUCGUCCUUUUCGGGGUGCUGGUGCUGGGUGCUUUGGCCAGGCCGAGCUGGAAGCGCCCCGACGCCGACUCCCCG